CUGGGGGCAGGGAGGACAGGACAUUGUGGAAGCUAGAGCCAUCGUUUGCGGAGCUGGAGAAGAGACUCAGUGAUUUUUCUCUGAAAAGUGCCAUGCUGCAGGAGGUGGUGCUGAGAUUCAAAGAGACGCUGCGACGGGGGCUGGGGAGCAACACAGCCAUCCCGAUGAUAAUUAAUUUCUGGGAAACAUCCUCAGCAGAAUUAUUUGAAGGUGUUGUACCAGACAGUAAAGGCACAGAGGCAGUGGCUUGUGGGAAAGAGGGCGGCAGAGUAACGCCCAUCUUUGGCUCCAGAUUGUCCCAGCCUCCCACGGGACAGGGAAGGGAACUGGCUGUAGUGGAGCCAGUCCAAGGGCCGGUGACCUUCGAGGAGGUGGCUGUGUAUUUCACCAGGGAAGAGUGGGCUCUGCUGGACCCCCGUCAAAGAGCCCUCUGCAGAGACGUCAUGCAGGAGAACUAUGAGAAUGUGACCUCGCUGGGGUACAAUGGAAGAGGAGAAAAUACUCUCUUAACAUAGGAUGCAAAUGUCAGUUUGUUCUCUCUUCAUGUUUUACUGAAGCUCAGAGAGAAGAAGAAA
Messenger RNA from Gopherus flavomarginatus (Mexican gopher tortoise), 575 nucleotides. Its product is annotated as zinc finger protein 551-like. The transcript is spliced from 7 exons. The record is from RefSeq and is a predicted model, not a curated record. The coding region runs from base 93 to 515 and encodes 140 amino acids. Gene Ontology annotation, biological process: regulation of DNA-templated transcription. Lineage: Eukaryota; Metazoa; Chordata; Testudines; Testudinidae.